UGGAAUUUUAUAGAGCGUAAAAAAGAAGUCAUGAAAUAUCUUCUGAUAGUCUCUUUACUUGUAUUUCUGCAUAUGCCUGGCGUUAAAUGCUGUCGUCAAUACUAUAUAGGAGUCGAGACGGUGUAUAAAUACGAGUGUGUCACCUGGUUUAUAUUUUGCGUGGACCAUGACAAUGUCCCAUAUCAAGAAUAUCGACAGCGAUUUCGAUGUUGUUCUGGUUGGACUGGCUAUAACUGUCAAAGUCCUAUCUGUGGCUUCGACUGCAAAAAUGGAGGUAGAUGCAUUGCUCCAAAUGUAUGCAGAUGUCCAAGAGGGUACACAGGGAAAGAAUGUGAAAGGCCUGUAUGUUAUGGUAGUUGUGGAUUUGGCGAAUGCAGCAGACCUAACCACUGCACAUGUUAUCCAGGCUAUACUGGGACAAGGUGUGAUAUUCCUGUAUGCAACCCCACCUGUCUGAACAAUGGGAUAUGUGUUCGACCCAAUACAUGUCAGUGUACCGGGUAUUCUGGGAGGAGGUGUGAGCAACCAAUCUGCUUUCCACCUUGUAUGAAUGGAGGAACAUGUAAUCAGCAUCGAACAUGCUCUUGCACUCAGAAUUACAGAGGAUCAUCUUGUACAAUCCCGGUUUGCAAUCCACGCUGUGGAAACAGAGGUACUUGUGUUGCUCCUAACCAGUGCAAAUGUGAUGGGACCUUCACAGGAUCUACAUGUCAAAAUCCUGUGUGUUUUGGUAGUUGUGGACAUGGCUAUUGCAGCAGACCUAACCAUUGUACAUGUUAUCAGGGCUAUUCCGGAGCAAAAUGUGAUGUUCCUGUGUGCAAUCCCACUUGUCUGAACAAUGGGAAGUGCGUUGGUCCCAAUACAUGUCAGUGCAAUGGGUAUUCUGGAAACAGGUGCGAGAAGCCAAUCUGCUCACCACUCUGCAUGAAUGGGGGAACUUGUAGUCAGUCUAGACAGUGUAUUUGUACCUCCUCCUACAAAGGGCCAGAUUGUACAAUUCCGGUAUGCAGUCGAAGUUGUAGAAAUGGAGGUACCUGUGUGGCUCCAAACCAGUGUUCAUGUGAUAGCACCUUCACGGGAUCCACAUGUGAAACACCCUUGUGUUCAUACCACUCGCCUUGCUUUCCUGGUAGUUGCAAUGACACUAUCAAUUGUCAAUGCAAAGAAGGAUUCAGGGGACGGUCCGGAUUGGAACUUUGCAGAACAAUGACAUCUUUGGAGAGACCUACACUAGGCCAAUGUAGGUCUUUCCUUGCGAACAUAGAAAGAACUGGACAAAAGAGAGAACUGUACAGAUAUAUGGCUGAUUCCUCGGGAGUGCACUCGACUAGACUCGACACAAGAUGGGUGAACCAGAAAGAUUAUAACUAUAUCAAUGUACAAUUUUCCGCAACAUUUCAAAAUCUCGCUGGACUGCACUUUCCACAAUACGUGAAGGAAUUCAAAUUUGGAAUUGUCUCUGGGAUGAUCCAGAUGGAUUUAAACAAAGUGGAUAGAAAGGAUCCAUCGAAACCUUUCAUCAGUAUUAAUAGGACCAUCCUUGACUGUCCCAAUAACCCUGGUUCUAUUUCUCCCAAUGAAGAUGUUUAUUGGUGCAAUCUAACAAAUCCUAAUUUUGAUCGACUUCUGGAACAUGGAGACAACUUGACCUUAACAGCAAUUGCAACAAACGGGGGAUAUCGUACAAUCGAGACACCUAAUGGAGAACAAGUAAACACAUUCAUAGGACAGAACUCCAGCAAAACUACGCAAUUUCGGUUUGAUUUUGUCAACCCCCAUCACUGUUUAUUGGAUGGAAAUUGUCAUUCGGUGGCUUUUAACGUUGACAAAGAUAUAACGAAGGAAUCAAUUAAGUUUUCAUGGGAUGGCUGGCUGGAUGAUAUGUCAGGGAUAGAAAAAUAUACUAUUCAGAAGUAUUUUCUGACAGCCAGCAAUGAAAUACCCUCCAGACUACAUGAACGAGACCCCUGGGGACCUAUGCAGACAUUCGAAUUCAAUAACACCGCCGAUUCCUUUACACACAUUCCUGAUAAACCUGGGAUGUACUCCUUCCUUCUGAAUGUUAUUGAUGCUGCAAAUAAUACGGAGUACGUUCGGACUCUGGUUCUUUAUGAUCCAACCUCUGAAAUAACUGUCUCCAACACACCGUCAGCCUCAAUCAAAACCAUGAGUGCGAGAGAAGAAUCAGGUUACAUGUGGCAGGACAACUUAGAUAGUGUUAUUGAAAUUUCCUGGAAAAACCAUUUUGAAAAUAAAUUUCACGCCGAUAACAAAUUGUUAAAUCCUGUAAAACCUUUCAAAUACUACCAGUUUAUCACAAACAUAAAAAAAUAUGUAAAUCCACGAAUGGAGGACCUUGAUGGAAAAAGAACAUUAAAUGGAAUCAGGAAUAUCAAUGGAAUAAUCAAAUUCGACUACGCCUAUCGGCAUGGAAAUUUGGGAAAUUCUACCCCUAAUCAGUGGAUACCUGUAAAUAACUCUUUUUCGGAAAACCAAACUUUCUUUAUUACAAGAAGAGAUGGCGAUGCCAUUACCUUCUGGAUAAGAGCUACAGAUAUCAUGGGAAAUACAAAGACAGACAUGACCCACAUUUACUUUGAUUCAUCGCCUCCAGAAUUGCUGAAAAGCACCGAUGUUUCAUUUACUCCAAAUCUGAACAUAUCAACAUACUCCUUCUCUAGCCGCGUACAAGUUGCUGCAGUUGACCAAGACAGUGGUAUUUUUAAAAUCGACUGGAGAUUGAUUGCAAACGAAAGUGGAAUUGUGUUCAAAUCUGGAAAUAUCUCUGGGAACAAGACAAUGAGAGACCCCGGAUACAGUAAUGGAUAUGGGAUUGUCACUGGAGAAUUCUUCUACAUCAGUCAUUACCUAGAUGUGAACAACUGCUGGAUGGUUGUUUCUAAAGACAGUUUCCAAACAGAAUUCGUUUUGCUUGAAUUAACUGUAUUCAACAUGGCAAUGAAGUCAACCGUGUAUAAUACUACGAUAUCCGACUUGAACUCACUUGAUGGAAUAGAUGAAUAUUCCGGUCCAAUGCACUUACACGUCGCAAAAACAUACCACAACGGUGUACGUCUGAAGUGGAAUGUGGCGCCAAGUUGUUACAGCAGAUCCAAAAUUGUCGUGCGGUACUUUUCAUCAGAUGGUAAAAGAUUCUCGAGAUUCAUCGAUAAAAAUGCUGAUUGGUUUGAUCUAACUGGACUGGACUCUGAGAAGAGUUACAAUUUGUCGUUCGUGACGGAAUAUAGUGAUCAGCAAAGCGACCCUGUGUAUUUGUCCUUCACUACUCUUGAGGCUCCUGGCUUAACCGGCGGAGCAAUCGCGGGAAUAUCCAUCGUCAUCAUACUUCUUCUUGGAAGUGUCAUCACAAUGGUGGUGCUGUGGAGAAUGGGUCGUCUCUCUCUAGUGAAGGAACGAAUUCAAAGGAGAGUUACAGUGGUUCGAAAGAGAAUUAACAACCGAUUUUCCACCGCACACAAUAAUCGGUCUUUUGACGAGGACAUUUACAUUUAUGGUCAUAUGGAAUUUAAUGAGACAGACAGCUGGAUUUUACCAUCCUCAACAAUCGUGCUGGAGUCUCUGAUAACGAGUGGACGAUUUGCAGACAUUUAUAAGGCCAUUUACAAGUCUAAAAAGAACACAGAUGAAAGAGGGAUUGUUGUGGCGAAAGUGAUGAAAAGCGGAUUCUCAGAGGAAGAUGUACUGAUGAUGAAGGCAAAAAUCAACUUCCUCGGAAAACAGGUGGGAGAACAUCAAAACAUCCUGUUGUUCGUAGGCGCUGUUGUGGACAAUGGCACUCUCGGACCAUACAUGAUCCUGGAGUUAUGUGAAAAAGGACAGUUACGAGACUGGUUACUGCAGCAACAGAAUGGAACGACUGACGACACGAUAGAACAGCUUUGUCGCAUUAUUUACGGCAUUUCCAGGGGAAUGUGUCAUUUGGAAACAAAACAGAUUGUACAUCGAAAACUUGCUGCAAGAAACGUAUUACUGACUGAUGAUCUAGAGCCGAAGAUUUAUGGAUUUGGACCAGAACCUCCUCAAAAGGGUGAUCGUGAUGGUGACGGGAACGUAAAAUCUGAAGACAAGGAACGUAUUCCCAUUAAAUGGACAGCACCGGAAUGCCUUACUUCAAUGAAAGAAACAACUACUAAAAGCGAUGUAUGGUCAUUUGGUGUUCUUGUCUGGGAGGUCUUCAGCUUUGGAGAGAGUCCUUAUCCAGGAAUGAGAAGCAGGGAAAUUAAAGAGCAAGUAAACAACGGACACAGAAUGAAAAGACCCGAGUUUGCCGACGAUUUCUACUACAAACUAAUGAUGCAAUGCUGGCAGGCAAAGCCGAAGCAGAGACCAACUUUCAAGGAAGUCAUGAAGGACAUUGGUGAGACCUUCAACUCUACACCAUCCGAUGAAUGCUAUUACUAUUCCGAGAAAUAGGGAAACGGCACCAAAGACACUUGUAACAACACAUUAUUAUAUGUAACCGGAAAAUGAUUUUGAAUUUCCUAUAUCAAAUUGUAAAAUAGUUGAUUUACUGUAUCCACAUAUAUCCGAGACAUUAUUUGAGAGAUUCUGGCGUUUUAUAUAUCAUAUGUGGUGAUGGUUAUUAGUAAUUCAAAUGUUAACAAUUAAUAAACACUGUGAUUAGUUUUUUUACGGUAUGCACAUGCAGUAGUGCCUAACCUUAAAUACGAUAAUCAUAAACUUGCUUAUAGCGCUUGUUCACUAAUUUUAAAAAUGUGUUUGAUUUUGACAUUUGAAAUUUAUCUUACUUUGUGUGAUUAACAAAAUUAACAAGCAACGCAUCACACGUAUAUGCAUGCAGUUUCUGUUCACAUCCAUACAACUGAGAGUUUAACAUAACAUUAUUUAAUGAAUAGUUUAGUGUAAUUUCUGUACAAUUGCACAGUAUUAAAAUAGUUAUGUAAUGAAUGCUGUAAUUUCUGGACAAUUGGUCGUACAUGUACAUGCAAUACUGUAAUCAGAUGUGAUAUAACACGCUACAAAUGUUCUUGUUGAAUUAAUCAAUUUCCCCUUUAUAUUUGAAUUUGAUCAUUUUCGACAGUCUCUUAUUAUACUUAUUAUACUUAAUAAAACAGUCAUACGUUUC
This is a messenger RNA of Ostrea edulis (European flat oyster), 5107 nucleotides long. RefSeq lists its product as uncharacterized. The record is from RefSeq and is a predicted model, not a curated record. Bases 31 to 4434 code for a protein of 1467 amino acids. Gene Ontology annotation, molecular function: protein kinase activity; signaling receptor binding; ATP binding. NCBI's taxonomy places the organism in Eukaryota, Metazoa, Mollusca, Bivalvia, Ostreida, Ostreidae. Gene Ontology annotation, biological process: anatomical structure development; protein phosphorylation. The transcript is spliced from 29 exons. Gene Ontology annotation, cellular component: extracellular region; cell surface.